CACUAACAAUGGUGCUAUUGUUUUGAGGAGGGUAAAUUGCGUUCAGCCGGAGGAAUGCCUCGAGAGCGGAGGCUGCCGCUGGUGCUGUUGCUGGUUACAGCAAUCUCUGCUGCAGCCGGCGAGACCCAGGGUCCAGUUCGCGAGCCGCUCAUCGACUCCCAGUCACCCAACGCCUACAUAUGGAGCUGUGGUUCACCGAAGGAUGAUGAGCUUCACAAUCUAAUCCGCCGUAGUCACCAGCUUGGAUUGGAGAUAAUCUCUGCCAGCGCACACUCUGUGCAUGUGUACAGUGAUGCACACGAUGCAGGAAGCUUGGAUGGUAUAGGACUGAAGCAAUGCGUUCGUCUGACUGGCCUUCAUAAUCUCUUCAGACAAGAGCUGAAACAGAACUGGCACAAAUUAAGUGAUACUGCAGGGGAGUGGCUUCAAGAGUCGUUGUUGGAAGAAAUGGAGGAGCAGUCCCUUCGCACUGAGCGUUCUACAGAGGACAAAGACUGUGUACUGUAUGGAAAAUGUGGUGGAAAGGAAGACCAUUGGUUUACUGAAUACCAUGACUUGCCAGAGAUAUACUCGUGGUUUGAGGACCUGGCUGCAGCUCAUCCUCAAUAUCUGACCGUCAAUUCCUCCAUUGGAAAGACCUACCACAACACUGACAUAAUGGCUAUCCGCAUCACUGACAAAUCUGAUCCACAGAGGAAGAUAAAAGUCUACUUCCAGUGUCUAAUGCAUGCACGUGAGUGGAUCAGUGGACCGAUUUGCAUGUACAUUGCCAGACACUUUGCCAACCCUGACCCUGAAACCAAAGAGCUGCUGAAGCAGAUUGAGCUCAUUAUAGUCCCUGUGGCCAAUCCUGAUGGCUAUCAUUUGACGUGGAGAGAAUACCCUAAGUACCGACUGUGGAGGAAGAACACUGCUCCAACUCCCAACCCAGACUGCGAUGGAGUGGACCUCAACAGAAACUUUGAUGCUCACUGGAGCUUGGUUGGUAGUUCAGAUGACCCAUGUAGCAUUCUGUACCACGGACGAGAGCCUGGCUCUGAACUGGAGGUACAGGCCAUCACCAGCUUCAUCCACUCCAUUGCUCCCGUCUCUGCCUCCAUCGACUUCCACUCUUACAGCCAAGCAAUACUCUUCCCACCUGGUACUGUUGUUGUGACUAUACUUCAAAGUCCCUUAUGGUGUCUGGCAAAAAUUAUUAGCCUCCCUUCCUAGGCCUUCCCCACCCACUUGAUCACACACGUAAUAUACUUAAGUGUAGCAAAGGAACGAGGCUACACAAAAUGUCUAUAUCUUAUAUAUAAUCUUCUACUAGUGUUCUAGGCACUACAAUUUUUACGCUCAGCUUGGACGGACAAAGACCCUGGCAAUACUGCCAGCAUGGAGUACAUAUCAGGCUGGAUGGCUUACCAUGCUAGUCAGGCUGGUGUGAGGUAUGGUUCUCAGAGUAUGCACUCGCUCUACUUUGCUGCUGGAACCUUUCCAGACUGGAUGUUGGAGCAGGGAGGAGGAGAGGAGGACAGUCACUGUGCUCCAGUGGCCUUUACUGUGGAGCUGAGGCCACAGGACACUCCUGAUGGUGGCUCUGUAGGGUUCAUGGUCCCCACUGAACAGAUAUUGGCUACAUGUGAGGAGAUGAUGCCAGCCGUGAUGAAGUUCAGUCAUCUAGUCGUUGAUGAAUUCCUCUCCUGUGCUGAUAGUAGAAUGAAAUGAUUGUCCUUUCAUGCACAGUUUAUGAUACAUGACAUUGUGUAAUGUGGCAAGCAUGAGAACUGCAUAGCAGCCUAAUGCAUAUCACAAAGUCCCACAUUUUUG
Messenger RNA from Geodia barretti, 1812 nucleotides. NCBI's taxonomy places the organism in Eukaryota, Metazoa, Porifera, Demospongiae, Tetractinellida, Geodiidae. The record is from the annotation of a GenBank genome assembly.